Fukomys damarensis (Damara mole-rat) is the source of this 1003-nucleotide messenger RNA. It is a transcript of the gene Spaca1, whose product is annotated as sperm acrosome associated 1. The transcript has 7 exons. Lineage: Eukaryota; Metazoa; Chordata; Mammalia; Rodentia; Bathyergidae. Gene Ontology annotation, biological process: acrosome assembly. The record is from RefSeq and is a predicted model, not a curated record. Gene Ontology annotation, cellular component: acrosomal membrane.
UCUUUGAUGAUUCUCAGUGGUUCAGGGGCUGCUGCUGUGUGUUGUUGGGCGGCUGUUGGGGCCUGGAACCAUGGGCUCCGGGGGUGCGAGGUGCCCCGCAGGGCUGCUGUUGACCCUGGGCUGGCUGCUCCUGGCCGGCCUUAGGUUCUCCAGUGCGAUGAAUGUCACUGCCCUUCAGGACCCGGGUGUCACCCACGAGGCCGAGGCCCAGAGCCAGGGCGAGGGUGAGAACGAUGAGGACAACUACUACAAAGUGGAGGAGACAGAAGGCCCGACAGAGACUGAGGAUGAUGGUGAGGGAAGAGUUUUUAAUAGAACAAUAAUCAAAGAAGUAGAAUUUUGAAUGUGUACAGUCACAUGUGGUGUUGGUUUUAGAGAAGUUAUAUUAACAAAUAGGUGUCCUGGAGGUGAAUCCAAGUGCAUUGUUCAGGUAGAAGAAUGCCGUGGACCAGUAGAUUGUGGCUGGGGUCAACCAUUUUCAGAAAGUCUUCAAAGUGUUAGACUGGCUUGCAUUCGUACAUCUCCUGUAAAUCGCUUCAACUACAUAUGGAAACUUCUAAGGCCAGACCAACAACCUAUCAUACUUGCAAAUGAUUCAGCAAUCCUGGAAGUACGAAGAGAUAUUCACCCCUGGGCUUUUUAGUGUGACACUCUGGAUAGCAAUGAAGUGGUAGCAUCUGUUAGAUUCAUAGUCUAUACAGUAAAUGAAAUGCAGAUGAGAUCAAGCCGACCAGACACUGAUAGAGUCUUGGCAUUUGUGCUGAUCGUGGGAGUCAUUACCUGUAUAUACAUAAUCUUCGUAUUGUUCUUCAUGAUUAUAAAUUGGGUGGCAGUGAAAGCAUUCUGUGGGGCAAAGACUUCUAUGACUGAGAAGCACUCUGACAUGAGUUCUAUGAAAUACAAAGAUUCAACUUCUCUUGACCAGGCACCAGCAGAAAUACCCAGACACGAAGAAGAUGCAUUAAUUGAAUGGAAUGAAGAAAAUGUGGAUGGAGUAAGCUGA